Molecule: messenger RNA, 1102 nt
Organism: Copidosoma floridanum
Lineage: Eukaryota; Metazoa; Arthropoda; Insecta; Hymenoptera; Encyrtidae
Source: RefSeq, a predicted model, not a curated record
ACGUAUCGAGAGCAAUGGCAAGAGCUCAAGUAGCUACAACACUUGUCUUAUAGCAACAUGUACAUUUUUGCGAUAACGUUACAACAGAAACUUUUGUCACGGAAACGUUAUUUUUCAGUGUUGUUUAUUGUUUAGAAAAUCCAUCUUUUUUAUCCAUCUCGUGUGUACGCUUUUUUUUAUUUUUAGUUUUAUUUUUUUACGAAUGUAGUGAUGACGGGUCGUGGUGGUAAAUCUGUGUGUAAAAAAGGACUAGUGUACGGAUUUUACGUGAAUUUGGCUAUUUUUGUAGCUCGGCUUUUUGUUACGUCGCAAGCAUUCGAAGAAGCAGGUGACGUAUAUUUGCGCAAUGUUGCAAAUGAGCUACAACUGAUGAAUGGAAUAAGCACAGCUCAUGGGUCAUCGUCGUUGAUGCAAUCGAUAACUUCUGAUUAUCGAACCAAGAAUCAACCAAUGUUGGACCGAUUUAAUCAUCAUUACGUGCCUUUCAAGAACAAGGAACUACCAAAUCUGUUGGACGCUUCAAACUGCCCGAAAAAGGAAAAAAUUUUGCAAACUUCGACGACUUUGGGCUUUUUUCCAGCCGAGCUGGCCACAAUGUAUAAAAAAGCCGUGGAACGGGGCACCCUGGUAAAAUAUAAUCAUCUUUUGGAUAAAUUGAGUGCGCAAACGCUUGAAAAUGCGUUUCCAGAGGAUUUUCAAAAUACCAUCGAGCCAGUACGUCUACCCGUAGAAUCCUCGUACGCAUAUUACUUUUAUCCGCUCGAAACUUUUCAUCAUGAAUUGGCCAAGCAAUAUGGCUUUGAAACAGCGCACGAUUCAAAACGUAACUCAGCAGUAUCGGAAAAUAAAAACAAAAUAAAUGCCAUGAAUCCGAUAUUUGUUGGCUUGAGCAGUAUUUUAGGAAUGGCCCUUUUUUUUAUAACUGCCUUGUAUUUUUACCCACAAUUUCUCCUUCCCAUGAAUAAUAUUUCACUUGCUGCCACUUCUCGGACCGUUUUUCAAAGCGAGUUGACGCAUUUGUCAAGUUUCAUCAUUGAUGCUAUCGACUAUUACAAAGUGUUUGAUUAGUAACAAUAAAUUUGGAAUAAAAUAAAUAAACGCU